Messenger RNA from Scomber japonicus (chub mackerel), 1247 nucleotides. It is a transcript of the gene hemk1, whose product is annotated as HemK methyltransferase family member 1. Bases 102 to 1166 code for a protein of 354 amino acids. Gene Ontology annotation, molecular function: nucleic acid binding; protein methyltransferase activity. Gene Ontology annotation, biological process: protein methylation. Gene Ontology annotation, cellular component: mitochondrion. The transcript is spliced from 11 exons. The record is from RefSeq and is a predicted model, not a curated record. Lineage: Eukaryota; Metazoa; Chordata; Actinopteri; Scombriformes; Scombridae.
CAGGCUCGAAUGACAUAUCAGGAAAUGAUGUUUAAAUACACAAAGUGACCUUUAAAUCGUCUGUGUAGGUCAGAAAAGUGCUGUGAGGAUGCAGAUGAUGCAUGUACACGCUGUGUUCAAAGAAACAUGACGAGUGUCAGUUAAGAGAAACCAUGUGGAGAAGAUCGCUGCGUGCAGUCCACUCAUGUUUUGGGUGCAAGGGAAUCUGGGGCUUCCAUGCAGUGCGUGCUUGUAGUGCUCCAGCCUUCCCUGCAGGCAGGAUCACAGCACUUCAGGCAGUGGACAUAUGGAAGCGACAUUUCGAAGAGAAAGGUGUGACUGAGCCCGACCACUCAAGCCAGUACAUCAUCGCUCAUCUGCUCGGAGCCAAAACUAUAGAAAUUCUUGAGCAAAAGAAGUUAACAGAGUUUCUCAGCCAAGAAAAAAUAGAGCAGAUUUGGAGGCUCUGCACUAGACGCCUGUCCAGAAUGCCUGUGCAGUAUGUGAUUGAGGAGUGGGACUUCAGAGAUCUGACACUGAAGAUGAGACCUCCUGUGUUCAUACCAAGACCUGAAACAGAGGAGUUGGUUGAACUCGUGCUGACUGAUCUGCAGAUGAAGCAUGUGAAUGGAGACGCCCAGCUUACAUGCCUGGAAGUGGGAUGUGGCUCUGGUGCCAUUUCUCUCAGUCUGCUGUAUAGUCUACCUCAGCUCUCAGCCACUGCCUUGGAUCAAAGCCAGGAUGCGGUGGAUUUAACAGGAGAGAAUGCUUUAAGGUUGGGACUUCAGGACAGAUUACAGGUUCAUCACAUAGAUGUCAUGAAAGAUGCAGAAACUGUGAUAAACCUCUGCAGCCCUGUUUCAGUUUUGGUCAGCAACCCUCCUUAUCUGUUCUCAGAGGACAUGGCUUCACUGGAACCUGACAUUUUAAGGUUUGAAGACCACGCUGCUUUAGAUGGAGGCAAAGAUGGCUUGAAAGUGAUCAAACAGAUUUUGACGCUUGCUGUGCAAAUUCUAUCAAAUUAUGGUCGUGUUUACUUGGAGGUGGAUCCCAGACACCCCCCGCUUAUUCAGCGGUGGGUGGAGGCGAAUGUGGAAGAGCUGCAUUAUGUAGAGACACGACACGACAUCACCGGCAGGCCACGAUUCUGCAUCCUUCAGAAAAAAGAAGUCAAACAAGGGCCAUAAGCUGGAUCUGGAUUGAGAAACUGAGAUCCUAUUACAUUGGCUUUAGUCCAGGUCACCAUAGCCUCUGCUCCCCUACCCCCA